Messenger RNA from Macrosteles quadrilineatus (aster leafhopper), 342 nucleotides. RefSeq lists its product as uncharacterized. The record is from RefSeq and is a predicted model, not a curated record. Bases 1 to 342 code for a protein of 113 amino acids. The transcript has a single exon. Gene Ontology annotation, biological process: DNA integration. Gene Ontology annotation, molecular function: nucleic acid binding. NCBI's taxonomy places the organism in Eukaryota, Metazoa, Arthropoda, Insecta, Hemiptera, Cicadellidae.
AUGAAACAGCUAGCACGGCGCUAUGUUUACUGGCCAAAUAUUGACAAGGACAUUGAGCAUCUUGUGAAAGGAUGUGAAAAUUGUGCAAUAACACGGUCAAAUCCACCCAAAGCUCCCAACCACCCGUGGGAAAUCCCAAAAGAGAACUGGGAAAGAAUACACAUUGACUACGCAGGACCGUUUCAAGGCUUCAACUUCCUCGUGUGUAUUGAUGCUAGAUCAAAAUGGGCGGAGAUAAAAGUAAUCAAAGAUGCACCAUCCAGCUCCAAUACCAUACAUCUACUUGAACAGAUCUUUGCUACACACGGCUACCCGAAUGUUAUGGUAUCUGACAACGCCUAA